Messenger RNA from Cryptococcus deneoformans JEC21, 513 nucleotides. RefSeq lists its product as hypothetical. NCBI's taxonomy places the organism in Eukaryota, Fungi, Basidiomycota, Tremellomycetes, Tremellales, Cryptococcaceae. Bases 87 to 347 code for a protein of 86 amino acids. The transcript is spliced from 3 exons. The record is from RefSeq and is a predicted model, not a curated record.
UUCUCUUUACGGCCCAGAGAUACCAGCUUUAUCACUUAAGCACCCCUUUUACAUAUAUUUACAAACACACGUACGCAAUCAGCACGAUGACUUGCUCUGGAAACCCCUCCAACUGUGACUUCUGUGGCGAAACUCAAGUUGAUUGUGCCAAGUCUGAGGUUCAUGGGUGCACCACCCAGCCUUCUGAUUGUUCUGUCUGUGAGGGCAAGGGUUGUGUUGCUUUGAAGUGCACUGGUAACACCGACACUUGCCCUUCAUGCAAAGACUCUUUCUCCUCCUGCCGCAAGGCCCAAUUCAGCGCUGCCGAGGGUAUCGAGCCCGCUCGACGACCUGCUCCCGCUGUUUAGAUACCAUUCAACCAGAUUUCAGAUUUCACACCCACAGCAUCUUCACAUCAUCCACUUUCCCAUUGGAAUAGCGUAGCAUAAUUAUAAGGUUGUAUAAAUAUGGAUAUCCAUUACCUUGUGUUCUAGAAACAGCUUUUUUGUUUUGUUUUCCGUAUUCCUUCACUAA